This is a messenger RNA of Ciona intestinalis (vase tunicate), 1922 nucleotides long. Lineage: Eukaryota; Metazoa; Chordata; Ascidiacea; Phlebobranchia; Cionidae. The record is from RefSeq and is a predicted model, not a curated record.
ACCCACUAAUUUUUUGUGUACGAGGUUUUAAAAAGUGAUUCUUAAGCUUUAUAUUAAGUUUCUUGAACAUUUCCAACCAUGGAGGAAAUGUUAGUAUCAAUCAGUGGAACAAGUUUAUUUAAAGAAAGAUCUUACACAGAUCAACCAUGGAUCAGAUCUUCUUCAAUUUAUCCGCACAUCAAAAGAAGAUGGUCAUUUUAAUGAUGUCAUAAUUUGUGUGGAUGGAAAGAAUAUAUCUGCAAGCAAGAUGGUUCUUUCUUGCUUUUCAGAGUAUUUUCAAAAAUUGUUUACAACUGAGAUGAAGGAAAAGUAUAAAGAUUGUGUUGAAGUUAAUGGUGUAGAUGUGAAAAGCAUGACAAAUCUUGUUGAAUUCAUGUACACAGGAGAGAUCAGCAUUAAUAUGGACAACGUUUGCUACCUUCUGGCUGUCAGUGACUACCUGCAAAUGCAAUUUAAAGAACUGUGCAUCCAAUAUUUAAUGGAUGCAACUUCUCCACAAAACUGUUUCACGAUUCAAGUUUUGGCCGAUCGGUUUAACAUUCCUGUGUUGUCCGAGAACAACAAAAAGUUUAUCAUUUUGAAUUAUAAACAAGUUGUUUCAAAUGAUCAGUUUAAACGGCAAUCCAAAGAGGUUGCCACAUUGUUCUUGCAAGAAACUCAUAACCAGGUUUCUCCAGAUUUGGUUUACACUGCUGUUAUGAACUGGGUAAAGUUUGAUUUGGCUUCAAAUGAAAAGUACUUGAACGAACUCACCCAGUUUGUUAAUUUCCAUGAAUUGUCACCUCAGAUAUUGGGGGAUGCGGUUUCUGUUGAGCCCCUUCUUCGUAAAUCUGACGAUAAUGUUGACAAGACUUUAAAAGUCUUUUCUUAUCAUAUGAAGAACAUAACAUCUCCAGGAAAAUCUCUGAUCUGUCUUGGAGGUGCAAGGACUUUAAACAAAGUUAUGAAAUAUGAUUUACGAAGAAAUGAAUGGAGUGAAUUACCUGAUUUACCUGUUGGUAGACAACUAGCAUCAGCUGUUGUUGUUGAUAAUGUUCUGUAUUUUAUUGCUGGAUAUUUGCCAACUGCCGGGGGUAACGUUAAACCAACUAACAUUGUUCAUCGGAUGGAUUUAAACAAAAACUUUUUGCAAUGGGAGAAGGUAGCUUCAGUGAUUGAAGAGAGAUAUGCUGCUGGUGCUACUGUUUUAAAUGGCUCAAUAUUCUUGUUUGGUGGAAUCUCCAUCAACAACUGCCGUCUUUCUUCCGGUGAAUGUUUUGUUACUUCACUAAAUAAGUGGAUAAAAGUGGCAAAUAUGAAAACAGAAGAAUAUUUUAUUGUCUUGGUUACUUUGGAAGAUCGGAUAUAUUUACUCGGUGGAGUUGGUACACCUUCAGUGGCAUGUUAUGAUCCUACAUUAAGUACAUGGGGAAAUGUUGCUCCCAUGCAAACAGCACGGAAAAACUUAGCUGCAGUGGUGCUUAAUAAAGCUAUUUAUGCUCUUGGGGGCAAAGGUGCUCAUGAGCAAGUUUUGAAAUCGGUUGAGAAAUUCAAUGCUGAUAAUAACACCUGGGUUUAUGUCGCGGAUAUGAACAUAGGGAGAAGUCAUCAUACAGCUUGUGUUGCACAAAACAAGAUUUAUGUAGUGGGAGGGGUGAAUUUCACCAAUAAAGCUGUGAAAUCUGUUGAAUGUUACGAUCCACAAACAAACAAGUGGAGCAUUGUUUGUGAAACAGAAGUGGCAUUUUUCAAUCACUCUCUGGUUGCAAUUUAAAUGCAGAUUAAACGAAAAAACAUUUCAUUUCCUAUCAACCUUAUAGCAUUUUUGAGUUAAUCUUUUUAUUUGCACUUACAUAAAGUGUUUUAAUAAUUCUUUAUUUUAAUAAUUGUCAUGUUGCAAAUAAACAAGAUAACAAUGCUCUCAUGAGUGAGCACGUAUUGAA